GUUGGUUUCAAUGCUUCCGGGUUGGCGCUGCGGUGGCGUUUCCUACUGUGGUAGCCUCCGCUUCCCAGUCGUCUGCUGAGCUUGAGCAGCUGAGUCCCUUCCCUGUCUUUCACUCUUCUGGCAUCGGUGGCUUUACUUCUUCGAUUGAGCUCUGCUUCCUCGACCCCCCCGGGAGGCCGCCUCCUUCAGGCGCCUCCCUUCUCUCUACGAACUCGCUCUGACAGCCGAGGAACUGGCAAGAUCCUGUACCCAGAGGGUGAAUGGGUAUCUUUCCUGGAAUAAUCCUAAUUUUUCUAAGGGUGAAGUUUGCAACGGCAGCAGUGAUUGUAAGCGGAGAGAAACCAAGAAGGUUACCCAGAAUUUCCUGACCAGACUUUGAAAAAAUGGAGGCAGAGAAAGAUUGACUAACUUUCCCAGAGCCACGACUACAUCAGAAAAGUUCCGCUUUAAGCCAUGAGAUGUCUGGUCUGAACUGGAAACCUUUUGUGUAUGGCGGCCUUGCCUCUAUUGUUGCCGAGUUCGGCACGUUCCCUGUGGAUCUUACUAAAACACGGCUGCAAGUCCAAGGUCAGAGUAUCGAUGUCCGUUUCAAAGAAAUAAAAUAUAGAGGGAUGUUUCACGCCUUGUUCCGAAUCUAUAGAGAAGAAGGCAUCUUGGCUCUGUAUUCGGGAAUUGCCCCUGCUUUACUAAGACAGGCAUCAUAUGGCACCAUCAAAAUUGGUAUUUAUCAAAGCUUGAAGCGAUUAUUUGUAGAACGUUUGGAAGAUGAGACUCUCCUAAUUAAUAUGAUCUGUGGAGUAGUGUCAGGAGUGAUCUCAUCUACUAUUGCCAACCCUACUGAUGUUCUAAAGAUUCGAAUGCAGGCUCAAGGAAGCUUGUUCCAAGGGAGCAUGAUUGGCAGCUUCAUAGAUAUAUACCAGCAGGAAGGCACCAGGGGUCUGUGGAGAGGUGUGGUCCCAACUGCUCAGCGCGCUGCCAUCGUUGUGGGAGUAGAGUUGCCAGUUUAUGAUAUUACCAAGAAGCACCUGAUAGUUUCGGGAAUGCUGGGAGACACAAUUUUAACACACUUUGUUUCCAGCUUUACCUGUGGUUUGGCUGGGGCUCUGGCAUCUAAUCCUGUGGAUGUGGUGAGAACUCGAAUGAUGAAUCAGAGGGCAAUAGUGGGACAUGUGGACCUCUACAAGGGUACUUUGGAUGGUAUUUUAAAGAUGUGGAAACAUGAGGGAUUUUUUGCACUCUAUAAAGGAUUUUGGCCAAACUGGCUUCGACUUGGACCCUGGAACAUCAUUUUUUUUAUUACUUAUGAGCAGCUCAAGAGGCUUCAGAUCUAAGAACUGGAAAUCCAUCAGCCCAGCCCUGCUGCCCUUUCUACCGUUCCUCUUUGUGUUCCUGAUGUAUUUUGACAAAGAUGUGUGUGUUUACAGAACCAGCAGUCUCGCAGGGCCCCUGACUGAAGAGUAGUAGGACGACUUAAGUUUAUGCAUUUGUGUUCCCUCUUCCCUGAGAGGAAGUUUCGACAUUGAGAGUGUGACCCCAGAUUGGUGUCUUCUGUGAAGAUGGAUACUGAUGGGUGACAUUCAAAAGGGCCUUCUUUUUAACUGUAGCUUCAAUGUAGUUGGUUUUCCCGAGACAGGCUACAGCAGCAGGCUACCAGCACAGUUACUGCUAUGUGUGUUUUUGACCUCAGUUCUCAUUAAAGUAUUUAUUGAUUGAA
Rattus rattus (black rat) is the source of this 1714-nucleotide messenger RNA. It is a transcript of the gene Slc25a14, whose product is annotated as solute carrier family 25 member 14. Gene Ontology annotation, biological process: mitochondrial transport. The transcript has 13 exons. The record is from RefSeq and is a predicted model, not a curated record. Gene Ontology annotation, cellular component: mitochondrial membrane. Lineage: Eukaryota; Metazoa; Chordata; Mammalia; Rodentia; Muridae.